AAGUUUCCAAUGCUGGAGAAAAUUAUUGUAAAGGAUUGUCUAAAGAUGGUUAGAUUCAAUUUUAAAUUUUCAAGUGAGCAAGAGAAAGAGACAACUGAUGGAAGAAGUGAGGAAUUGCUUGUCAAGAAAGAACCUAAUAUCUUCAUUGAGGUCUUUUUUUGUGAUGAGGUUGAGCUUCCUAUCUUGAAGAAGUUGACUCUAUCCUCAAUCAAUACAAAGCAAAUUUGGAACAGUCAUCUUUCAUCAAUAUCUUCAUUUGCCCAAAAUUUAACAAAGUUGAAAGUGGUCAACUGUUCCAAUUUGAAGUAUCUGUUUACAUUCUCAAUGCUUAAAAGUUUUGCACAACUUGAAGAACUUGGGGUUAGUGGAUGUGAGAUGAUGGAAGUGGUAAUAUUGAUAGAAGGGACAGUGGAAGAAGAAAAGAUUUGCCAAACGGCGGUGUUCCCCAAACUAGAGACCUUGAUACUUAAUGACCUACCCCAACUUGCAACAUCUUGCUCCAAUUGUGAUUCUCUAGGAAAAUUUUCUGAGUUUGAAAGAGUCAAUUUUGAUACCAGAUCACAAAAACUGCUAGCCACGCAAUCGACUUUGGUGGAAAUAGAGGCCACCGAGCUUGUAUUUUCUCGAGUGACAGAGCUGAUACUUAGACUCUUACCGAAAUUCAAGAGUUUCUUCCCUCAAACGCACAUCACAGAAUGGCCAUCAUUGGAAGGUUUAGUUGUGAUCGACUGUCAUGGAGCACAAAUAGUUGCUUCAGAAUUUUCAAGAACUGAGAUGACACAUAGAGACAGCCAACUUGAAAGGGAAUCUCAACAUCUCAUGUUUUGGAUUAGCAAGGCUACAUUUCCUAGUCUAGAACGCCUGUUUGUGAAAUGGAAUGACAACAUGAAGAUACAGUGUGGACAUCAUCCAGAGGAGUAUUUUGGUAAACUAGAGGUUCUGCACCUCAUCGGCUUUCCUAACCAAUCUGCUUUUCUUCCUCCUUUCUUCUUCCACUCCCUGCCCAAUCUCGAAAGCCUUCUUGUGAAGGAUGCUUUCUUCGAUGAACUAUUCCAAUGUGAAGAAGUUACUAGGGAUUGCAACUUUAAAUUCCCAGCUUUGGUAGAGGUAAUUGUUACAGAGUGUCCAAAUAUGCAGAUUUUCUCUAAGGGAGAACUAAGCACACCAAGACUUUAUACAGUGAAAUUGACAGGAGAUAUAGAUGAAGAUAUGGAUGGAGGUAUAGACGUAGAUAUAGAAAAAUUUAUAGUUGAUCAUUUUCAUAAAGAUGAUGAUGAAGAUGAAGCUGGAAAAGAGGAUGAAGUUGAAGAUGAAAGAAGUUGGGAGGGUAAUCUUAACAGCACUAUACAACAGUUGUUCAAGGAAAAGAGUGCUCGCAAUUGUAAAGACGACAAUGGAGAAAACAGUGAUCAUGAUGCUAAAGAAACUGAUGGUAAUUAAUGGCUAUGAACAAGAUUGGGAUUUUAGGUUUUCAUGGUGCCCUCACAAGAAGCUAGAUUUUUGUGUUCCCAAGUGUUCCCACAUUGCUUUGGCAUUCUAAAGAAUCUUUCAAUUUUUAAAAUUUGUGUGUGACAUGAUUAUCAAGUAGUUAAUUGUGAAAAUCACUAGAGACCAUUCCAUUUUAUUUUUCAUGUUGUGCUAGUUUUUAUCAUGUUAAAGAGAGCAAUUGAAUUUGUUGUGCAUCUUUAUUUGAAAAAGAGAUGUGAUUUGUGAAUUAAUUAUGUUUGUCCAU
Molecule: messenger RNA, 1732 nt
Organism: Rubroshorea leprosula
Lineage: Eukaryota; Viridiplantae; Streptophyta; Magnoliopsida; Malvales; Dipterocarpaceae
Source: the annotation of a GenBank genome assembly